Messenger RNA from Emys orbicularis (European pond turtle), 2301 nucleotides. RefSeq names its product enhancer of zeste 1 polycomb repressive complex 2 subunit (gene EZH1). Gene Ontology annotation, cellular component: ESC/E(Z) complex; nucleus. Bases 46 to 2301 code for a protein of 751 amino acids. Gene Ontology annotation, biological process: heterochromatin formation. Gene Ontology annotation, molecular function: histone H3K27 methyltransferase activity; chromatin binding; protein binding. The transcript is spliced from 20 exons. NCBI's taxonomy places the organism in Eukaryota, Metazoa, Chordata, Testudines, Emydidae. The record is from RefSeq and is a predicted model, not a curated record.
GCACGCGGGGGGGGGGUGCUGCGGCCUCCAGGUCACCUGAGCGCGAUGGAUGAGGCGAAAAUGGAAAUCCCACCUCCUCCAACGUCUAAGUGCAUCAUUUACUGGAAAAGGAAAGUCAAGUCUGAAUAUAUGCGUCUUCGGCAACUCAAGAGGUUUCAGGCAAACAUGGGAGCGAAGGCUCUGUUUGUGGCCAAUUUUGCAAAGGUUCAAGAAAAAACUCAAAUUCUGAAUGAAGACUGGAAGCAGCUUCGAGUUCAGCCAGUCCCGCUAAUGAAGCCUGGCACUGGUCACCCUUUCCUGAAACAGUGUACCGUCGAGAGCAAUUUCCCUGGAUUCCCAAACCAGACCAUCUUCAUGAGGUCCCUAAACACAGUAGCGUUGGUGCCUAUUAUGUAUUCCUGGUCCCCUCUUCAGCAGAAUUUCAUGGUGGAGGAUGAGACUGUGCUGUGCAAUAUCCCCUACAUGGGAGAUGAGGUGAAGGAGGAAGACGAAACCUUCAUUGAAGAGCUAAUUAAUAACUACGACGGGAAAGUUCACGGCGAGGAAGAGAUGAUUACAGGGUCCGUCCUUAUCAGCGAUGCUGUGUUUCUGGAGCUUGUUGACGCUCUGAAUCAGUACUCGGAUGAGGAAGAGGAAGGGCUGAACGACUCUGAGGGUAAACAGGAGGAUGGGAAGGAGGAGCUGCCAGUCACAAGAAAAAGAAAGCGAACCACAAUGGAAGGCAACAACAAGUGUGCAAAGAAGCAGUUCCCAAAUGACAUGAUCUUCAGUGCUAUUUCUUCAAUGUUUCCUGAGAGCGGCUUCCCGGAAGACAUGAAAGAGCGGUACAGGGAACUUACUGAACAGUCGGAUCCGAACGUGCUGCCCCCCCAGUGCACUCCAAACAUUGAUGGGCCAUGUGCAAAGUCAGUCCAGCGGGAGCAGUCCCUGCACUCUUUCCAUACGCUCUUCUGCAGACGGUGCUUCAAAUAUGACUGUUUUCUGCAUCCUUUCCAUGCGACUCCUAAUGUCUAUAAACGGAAGAACAGAGAGAUCAAGAUCGAGCCAGAUCCCUGCGGGACAGACUGUUUCCUCUGGCUGGAGGGAGCCAAGGAGUUUGCAGUGCUGCACAAUCCCAGGUCCAAAUGCUCAGGUCGGCGGCGCCGUAGGCACCAUGUGGUCAGUGCUUCCAGCUCAAACCCCUCGUCCUCCUCCAUCGCUGAGACGAGGGAGGGAGACAGCGACCGAGACACAGGCAACGACUGGGCCUCGAGUUCCUCAGAGGCCAACUCCCGAAGCCAGACCCCCACCAAGCAGAAGGGCAGCCCUGCCUCCUCCCAGCUCUUUGUGAUGGAAGCGCCGCAAGAACCCGUCGAGUGGACGGGGGCCGAGGAGUCGCUCUUCCGCGUGCUCCACGGCACCUACUUCAACAACUUCUGCUCGAUAGCCAGGCUGCUGGGAACGAAAACCUGCAAGCAGGUCUUCCAGUUUGCGGUGAAAGAAUCCCUGAUAAUGAAACUGCCGACCAGCGAGCUCCUGACUCCGUCCCAGAAGAAAAAACGGAAGCACAGGCUGUGGGCUGCGCACUGCAGGAAGAUCCAGCUGAAGAAAGAUAAUUCACCUACCCAGGUGUACAACUACCAGCCCUGCGACCACCCCGACCACCCCUGCGACAGCUCCUGCCCCUGCAUCAUGACUCAGAAUUUCUGUGAAAAGUUCUGCCAGUGCAAUCCUGACUGUCAGAACCGCUUCCCGGGCUGCCGCUGUAAGACGCAGUGCAACACCAAGCAGUGUCCAUGCUACCUGGCCGUGCGGGAGUGCGACCCUGACCUGUGCCUGACCUGCGGGGCGUCGGAGCACUGGGAUUGCAAGGUGGUCUCCUGUAAGAACUGCAGCAUCCAGCGGGGCCUCAAAAAGCAUUUGCUGCUGGCUCCAUCAGAUGUUGCUGGCUGGGGGACAUUCAUCAAGGAAUCGGUGCAGAAGAAUGAAUUUAUCUCUGAAUAUUGUGGUGAGCUUAUUUCUCAGGACGAGGCCGACCGGCGGGGGAAGGUCUAUGACAAGUACAUGUCCAGCUUCCUCUUCAACCUCAACAACGAUUUCGUUGUUGAUGCCACCCGCAAAGGAAACAAAAUCCGCUUUGCCAACCACUCUGUGAACCCCAACUGCUAUGCCAAAGUGGUGAUGGUGAACGGAGACCACCGGAUAGGAAUCUUUGCCAAGAGGGCCAUCCAGGCUGGGGAGGAGCUCUUCUUUGAUUACAGGUACAGCCAGGCCGAUGCCCUGAAGUACGUGGGCAUAGAAAGGGAGACGGAUAUCAUCUAG